This is a messenger RNA of Phalaenopsis equestris, 3616 nucleotides long. RefSeq names its product regulatory-associated protein of TOR 2-like. Gene Ontology annotation, molecular function: protein binding; protein-macromolecule adaptor activity. The record is from RefSeq and is a predicted model, not a curated record. Gene Ontology annotation, cellular component: cytoplasm; TORC1 complex. Gene Ontology annotation, biological process: cellular response to starvation; regulation of autophagy; cellular response to amino acid stimulus. NCBI's taxonomy places the organism in Eukaryota, Viridiplantae, Streptophyta, Magnoliopsida, Asparagales, Orchidaceae.
GUUUUGUUCUCGGUCAUUGCUUCAUGAUUCUAUUGACCAUUCUCUUAUUGACAAAAUUCCUGGGCGUCAAAAUGAUCGGAAAACACUUCUAGGGGAGUUAAACUGGAUUUUUACAGCAGUUACAGACACCAUUGCAUGGAAUGUUUUGCCUCACGACCUUUUUCAAAGGUUAUUCAGACAAGAUUUACUGGUUGCGAGUUUGUUCCGAAACUUCCUGCUUGCUGAAAGAAUUAUGAGAACGGCAAAUUGUACUCCGAUAUCAUAUCCUUUUUUACCAUCAACUCAUCAGCAUCAUAUGUGGGAUGCAUGGGACAUGGCAGCGGAGAUUUGUCUUUCUAAAUUGCCACAGCUGGUUGCUGAUCCGAAUGCUGAAUUUCAGCCAAGUCCAUUUUUUACAGAACAGUUAACAGCUUUUGAAGUGUGGCUUGAUCACGGUUCUGAACAUAAAAAGCCACCAGAACAGUUGCCCAUUGUUUUGCAGGUUUUACUAAGCCAGUCUCAUCGAUUUCGAGCAUUGGUGCUUUUAGGAAGAUUUCUUGACAUGGGACAUUGGGCUGUGGAUCAGGCCUUGUCUGUUGGAAUAUUUCCUUAUGUACUCAAGUUGCUUCAAACAACGGCAAUGGAGCUGCGGCAGAUUCUCGUUUUCAUUUGGACAAAAAUUCUCGCUCUCGACAAGUCUUGUCAGAUUGAUCUUGUGAAAGAUGGAGGCCAUACCUACUUUAUUAAGUUUCUCGAUAGCAUGGAUGCUUACCCAGAACAGCGGGCAAUGGCCGCUUUUGUUUUAGCAGUUAUUGUUGAUGGACACAGACGGGGACAAGAGGCAUGCAUCCAAGCCAAUCUUUUGCAUGCAUGCUUGAAGCAUCUGCAACUUGCAAACCCCAAUGAAGCACAAACUGAGCCUCUUCUACUUCAAUGGUUGUGCCUUUGUCUGGGAAAAUUUUGGGAGGAUUUUCAUGAAGCACAAAUUAUUGGUUUACAAGCAGAUGCACCAGCUAUUUUGUUCCCUUUGUUGUCAGAGCCCCAACCAGAGGUUAGAGCUGCUGCCAUUUUUGCUCUUGGUACCCUUAUAGGAGUUGGAUCUGACUCAUUUAGAGAUGGAAAUGGAGGUGAUGAGGAUUGUGAUGAUGACAAGUCUAAAGCUGAGCUGAGUAUUGUCAAGGACUUUAUGCAACUUCUUGGAGAUGGAAGCCCUUUAGUUCGUGCUGAGGUUGCUGUUGCACUUGCUCGUUUUGGCUUUGGCCACAACAAGCACCUGAAGUCGAUUGCUGCUGCAUAUUGGAAGCCACAAAACUCAGUCCUGAGUUCAUUGCCAUCCCUUGCAAACAUUAGCAGUUCCAGUGGUGUCUGUACAAACCCAAACCAAUAUAUGCAGCAGGGAGGUUCGCUUUCUUCACAAAAUGUCCCUGUGCUAAGAGUUGGAAGUGACAGCAUGGCUAGUACUCGAGACAGAAGGAUCUCAACGAGCAGUCCCAUCGCUUCGACAGGGAUUAUGCAUGGUUCUCCUGUCUCAGAUGAAUCGUCUCAGCAUUCUGAUUCUGGCAUAUUACUAAAGGAAACAUCCACUAAUGGAGUCGUUAAUCAUUUCAGACCAAGACCUCUAGAUGGUGCCAUUUACUCCCAAUGUGUUGUGGCCAUGUCUGCUUUGGCAAAAGAUCCAUCCCCCCGAAUUGCUACUCUGGGAAGAAGAGCACUUGCGAUUAUUGGAAUUGAGCAUGUGGUUUCAAAAGGAGGAAAACAUAGUACCGGAAAUGUUCAAGGCGAUUUACCCGGUCAAUCUACAUCUUCUACCUUUGGUUUGGCUCGUUCAUCUUCCUGGUUUGAUAUGCAUGCUGGUCAUUUGCCAAUGACUUUUAGAACACCUCCUGUUAGUCCUCCUAGGCCAAGUUACCUCACUGGAUUGAGGCGAGUAUACUCUUUAGAAUUUAGGCCACACCAACUGGGUUCCCAAGACACAGGGCUGGCUGAUCCUCUGUUAGGUUCUACAGGAUCUGGGAAUUCUGAGCGUAGUUUACUUCCUCAAUCUUCUAUUUAUAACUGGAGUUGUGGACAUUUUUCACGGCCUCUUCUUAGCGCUUCUGAUGACAAUGCGGAUGUCAUUGCUAGAAGAGAGCAAAGGGAGAAAAUUGCACUGGAUGGCAUAGCUAAAUGCCAGCAUUUGUCUGUUACUAAGCUUAACAAUCAAAUUGCCAGCUGGGAUACCAGGUUUGAGGCUGGCACAAAGGCCACCUUACUUCUGCCAUUUUCUCCAAUUGUUGUUGCUGCAGAUGAGAAUGAGAGGAUUAGGGUGUGGAACUAUGAAGAAGCGACACCAUUAAACAGCUUUGACAACCAUGAUUCAUCCGAUAUUGGGGUUUCAAAACUUUGCCUUGUGAAUGAACUCGAUGAUAGCCUGCUUCUAGUUGCUUCGAGUGAAGGGAAUAUUCGAAUAUGGAGAGAUUACUCUCUGAAGGGCAAACAAAAGCUUGUGACAGCAUUCUCUUCUAUUCAAAGUCUUAGACCAGGCAUUCGGGCUUCAAAUGCUGUUGUUGACUGGCAGCAACAAUCUGGUUAUUUGUAUGCUGCUAGUGAUAUAUCUUCCAUCUUGCUUUGGGACCUUGACAAGGAGCAAAAUAUUAGUUCCAUUUCAUCUUCAUCAGACAGCAGUAUAUCUGCACUAGCUGCUUCCCAAGUUCAUGGACGUCAAGUUGUGGCAGGUUUUGUCGACGGUUCAGUUAGGAUAUUUGAUGUUAGAAACCCUGACAUGCCUGUUUGUGCAACAAAACUGCAUAGUCAAAAAGUGGAGAAAGUUGUUGGGAUUGGAUUUCAACCCGGGCUUGAUCCAACUAAGAUUGUCAGUGCAUCUCAAGCGGGCGAUAUUCAGUUUUUGGACAUUCGAAACCACUCCGAAGCAUACCUCACAAUAGACGCCCAUAGAGGUUCUUUGACUGCCUUGGCUAUUCACCGCCAUGCCCCUGUUAUCGCCAGUGGAUCCGCAAAGCAGAUUGUCAAGGUAUUCAGCCUAGAGGGAGAGCAACUGAGUAUCAUCAGAUAUUACCCCACUCUCAUGGCUCAAAGAAUUGGUUCUGUCAGUUGCCUCGCCUUCCACCCUUAUAAGGUCCUCUUAGCCGCCGGAGCGGCUGAUGCCUGUGUAUCCAUCCAUGCCGAUGACAACUAUCAAGCGAGAUAAAAUUUCAAUCAGUGUUUCUGCCUAUCCGCUCGACUCGGCCGAUGUCGAUAUUUCGAUCUUACGGGCGCAGCUGCGUGCAGAUUUCACAGUAAUUGAAACAUCUGUUGAUUUGGCGGAUGUUGUUUUUUUGGAUCCAUCAGUCGUGGAUUUUGGAAUGUGAAUCUUAACAAUAUUCAUUAGCCUCCGCCGCAGAAGUAGCAUGUCGUUGAAGCUUUUAUGGCAUCCUGCGUUGCCAUCGGAGGCGCUCAAAAAAAUAAGGAUACUUAGGUAGUAAUAGCUUGUACAUAUUCUUUUGUUGUAUUAUCUAAUUUUUUUUUUCCCCCACUUUGUUCAAUUUGUAAGUGUUAUUUUCUUAUUAUUAUGAAUUAUGAUGGCCUUUAUGGGAGAUGGUUUGCGCUUUGAUUCCAAUGUUCAAAAUAAUGUUUUCGGGCUUCUGCCUUUUUAUUCUUU